This is a messenger RNA of Salvelinus namaycush (lake trout), 1481 nucleotides long. RefSeq names its product integrator complex subunit 6-like. Gene Ontology annotation, biological process: snRNA 3'-end processing. Gene Ontology annotation, cellular component: integrator complex. The record is from RefSeq and is a predicted model, not a curated record. The transcript has 6 exons. Bases 42 to 1025 code for a protein of 327 amino acids. Lineage: Eukaryota; Metazoa; Chordata; Actinopteri; Salmoniformes; Salmonidae.
UGAAACCUCAGGGUUUCCGGAAUGCCUACGACAUUCCCAGAAUGCACCUCCUGGAUCAGCUGAGCCGCAUGAGGAGGAACCUGCUCAGCACCACCUGUCUGCUCCGAGGACAGGACACAGACCAGCUGCACAGUGUGCCCAUCGCCCAGAUGGGGAACUACCAGGACUUCCUCAAAGCCCUUCCCCAACCCCUCAGAGACGCAGACCCUGAACAGCCCAAACGCCUGCACACCUUCGGGAACCCCUUCAAACUGGACAAGAAGGGGAUGAUGAUUGACGAGGCCGAUGAGUUUGUGACGGGUCCCCAGAACAAGGGCAAGCGUCCGGGGAGUGACUCCAACAUGCACGGGAUCGGGGGUGGGUGUCCUAAGAGACGGCGGUGCAUGUCUCCUCUACUGCGCCCCGGCAGAGCCUAUUCGCCCCCCGUCAGCCCUGCAGCCAGCCCCUUCAGACCCCCCCUCACUGAGAGUGACCAGAGUGAGUCAGACUCAGAGGCUGUGUUUGGGAACCUCUACAACCCAGAGACGUGUGAGACCGGGACAACGGUCCAACCAGGAGAGAUCCUCUCUGGAACCCUUCUAGACGGCCCCGGCCCAGAGAACCGCAUGGAGGAUGAUGCUGAUGGGGACACUGAGGAGGAGAACGGGCUUCCCAGGGAGGUGGAGCUCUCAGAGGGCAGUGAGGAUGGAGGAGAGACGGGGGGUGUGGUGGAGGAGCAGCGCCCGGCCCGGUACCCCUCCCCCGGGGAACUGAAGAAGGUGAUGAACAGCGAGAGUCUGGAGGUCAACACCGAACUACGAGCCCUCAUCACCAAGGAGAUACGGAAACCCGGGAGACACUAUGAAAAGAUCUUCUAUUUCCUGAAGCAGAUCCAAGGAAGUUUUGACACACGGUUGAUAUUCCUCCAGAACAUUAUAAAAGAGGCUGCCAGGUUCAAGAAGCGGGUGCUGAUAGAACAGCUGGAGAACUUUCUAGAAGAGAUACAUAACAGGGCCAACAAUAUGAACCACCUGGAAGGGUUCUAAUGGACAACUCUUCACUCCCCGGCCCCUCAGACCUAACCCCUCCUCCCCACUCCACCCUCCACCCCCUCAGCCCUCAACCUACAGCCCUUACCCAGGCUGAAAUAUUCCUAUAGAGAAGGGGGAUAUACAGUGUAUUAACUAACCCAAGCAAUGAAAUGAGUGCUGUUGGCCUGUCUGUCUCUGUCAGUGUAUACGGUGUGACGCGUGUCUCAUCAGUGAUGGUAUGGUGAACUGAUAUCGCUAAGGGAGGGGGGUUCAAAUUAGAUUGUAAAAAGUUUCCAACAACCUCAGGGCCAAAAGAGGAACACUGAUGUUUUGGGUCUCAAGUUAAUCUUUAGGUGGCUUCAUGUUUGUUUCCAUUCUCUCUUUCUCGUCAUCGCCCUCUCUCUUUCUCGCCCUCUCUCUUUCUCGUCAUCGCCCUCUCUCUUUCUCGUCAUCGCCCUCUCUCUCUCUCGU